Messenger RNA from Cloeon dipterum, 2408 nucleotides. RefSeq names its product peroxisomal Multifunctional enzyme type 2 (gene Mfe2). NCBI's taxonomy places the organism in Eukaryota, Metazoa, Arthropoda, Insecta, Ephemeroptera, Baetidae. The coding region runs from base 103 to 2232 and encodes 709 amino acids. Gene Ontology annotation, molecular function: oxidoreductase activity. The record is from RefSeq and is a predicted model, not a curated record. The transcript is spliced from 11 exons.
CUGGUGCUAUCGGUGCCGCGGUCAGAGGCUCCGAGGCUCCGAGGGAAAAGAAAUAAGGAGUACUGUGCAGGUGCAAGUCAUUCCUGUUUGGUCGCUCUCACAAUGGCGCAGCUGCUCAAUUUCCAGGGCCGAGUUGCCGUGGUCACAGGAGCCGGGGCUGGACUCGGUCGUGCAUACGCCCUUCUGCUUGCGGAGAGAGGAGCAAAAGUGGUCGUCAAUGAUCUUGGUGGAGCCAGGGAUGGAGGCGGCAAAAGCAGCCAGGCCGCUGACAAAGUUGUGCAAGAAAUCAGAUCCAAGAAUGGUACUGCAGUUGCAGACUACAACUCCGUAGAGGAUGGCCACAAAAUUGUCGAGACUGCCGUCUCUGCCUUUGGAAGAAUCGACAUUUUGAUCAACAAUGCAGGUAUUUUGCGGGACAAGAGUUUCGCCCGCAUUUCCGAUCAGGACUGGGAUCUGGUGCACGCUGUCCAUUUGCGAGGCGCGUUCAAAACGACCCAGGCUGCGUGGCCGCACUUCAAGAAGCAGGGCUACGGACGCAUCGUGAUGACCGCCUCAAACUCUGGCCUCCUCGGCAACUUUGGCCAAGCUAACUACAGCGCAGCUAAAAUGGGGCUCGUCGGGCUGAGCAACACACUGGCCAUCGAAGGCGCCAAGGGCAACAUCCACUGCAACGUCAUCGUUCCCACUGCUGCCUCCAGACUCACUGAGGACAUUUUGCCGCCUGAGUUUUUCGCUGAACUGAAGCCAGAGCUGAUCGCGCCGGUUGUGGCCUGGCUGUGCCACGAAGACAACACCGACAAUGGCGCUAUAAUCGAGAGUGCUGCUGGUUGGGCUGGAAAGAGCUACAUCGUCACCUCACAGGGAUCUGUGUUGCGCAAGAGGAUCGGUGAUGCUGUUUCCAUUGAGGAUGUGCGUGACCGGUGGACAGACGUGACUGACAUGUCCACUGCCAAGUACAGGGAGAGCAUUCAGGAAGCUUCUGGAGAGCUGCUGAACGUCCUGGAAGCUGUGAGGGAUGGACCUAAAGAGGAUGAGAUCAGCAAAACGUUCCAAAUCACCGAUAAAGAUGUCAUUCUCUACGCCUUAGCUGUUGGAACUCCCAUUUCGGAUCUUCACCUGCUGUAUGAAAGCCAUGAAAAUUUCUGUGCCCUGCCUGCCUUUUGGAUUAACACCGGUCUGGUGGCCUUGAUGGAGAGCGACAUAAUUUUGAAAGCUAUACCUGGAGAAGAUAUCAGCCUUGCAAAUUUGCUCCAUGGAGAACAAUACCUAGAAAUAUUCGAGCAACCGGCCACAAAUGGACCUUUAGAGGUGAGGUGCAAGGUUGCUGACGUUCUUGACAAAGGAUCUGGGGCUGUUGUGAUUGUGGACGUUGAAUCCUAUGACCAGAAUGGCACCAAAGUCGCUUUUAGCCAGAUCACCUCCUUCUUUGUCGGGGCUGGCAAUUUCGGCGGCCGCCGCACCUCUCCGCGCGCCAUCAACGCGGUGGAAGUGCCCAAGAGGAAGCCGGACGCGACCAUCAGACAAAUGACCAACCCGCAGCAGGCCGCCGUGUAUAGAUUGACUGGAGACCUGAACCCCCUGCACAUCGACCCCGAUUUCGCGGCCAUCGGAGGCUUUGCGAAACCCCCUCUGCACGGACUCUGCUCUCUCGGCUUUGCGGUCAGGCAUGUUUUGAGGCAGUACGCAAACAGUGACCCUCGCCUCUUCAAGGCUCUGAAGGUGAGGUUCACCAAGCCAGUUUUCCCUGGUGAGACUCUGCAGACAGACAUGUGGCAAGAGGGAUCUAGGAUUCAUUUCCAGACCAAGUGUGUCGAGAGCAACAACGUCGUGAUUGGAAGCGCGUAUGUUGACAUGGUGGACAACAUGAGAAUCAGACAAACCUCAGCCUCAGGCCUGGGCAGCGCUGCCAUUUUCGACCAGAUCAAACAGCGAGUGGAUGCCGACCCUGCCACUGCCAAGAAGGUCAACGCUGUCUUCCUGUACAUCAUCACCAAGGGUGGCAAGGAGGCCGGAAAAUGGACUCUGGACCUGAAGCAGGGCAAGGUGAUUGCUGGCGAGGGUCAAGGAAAGGCUGACUGCAUCAUCACAAUGGAGGACAGCGACAUGGUGGAGAUGGCUCAGGGCAAACUCAACCCCCAGGCUGCGUUCAUGAAGGGAAAACUCAAAGUCAAGGGCAACGUCAUGCUCACGCAAAAGCUCAAAGGCCUCUUGACUCUGGAAUCAAAGCUGUAAGCUACCCUUGUUGCUGACAUCCAGGUUAAAAAAUGCCAGUUCCAUUUCGACUCGGCACUUUUGCCUGCCUAGAACUGUUAUUGUUAUUUUAUAUUGAUUCGCAUUUUGUUAAUUUUGUGAUCAUUCCUAAGGAUUUUAUUUUUGUACCAUCGAAUAAAAAAUUGGGUACUUUUUAA